Linum trigynum is the source of this 768-nucleotide messenger RNA. The record is from the annotation of a GenBank genome assembly. NCBI's taxonomy places the organism in Eukaryota, Viridiplantae, Streptophyta, Magnoliopsida, Malpighiales, Linaceae.
CGGAACAUUGUUGUUGCAUCUCUCCACAUGUCUGUUGGUAGAACUUGAAGCGCCUGAACUUGCAAUUUCGGAUUUACCUCCCUUCUUAAAAUAUGACAUGUUUCCUUCCUCACCUGUCGGGUAUGGUGAGAACAAUAGGUAAAUAGCUCGAUUGGGGAGGGGAGGCGACGAAGAAAUAUUGCGAAGGAUGGCGACGACGAAGGUCUGGGCGGCGACGAAGAAAGAUUGUGAAGGAUGGGGACGAGGUCUGGGCGGCGACGAAGAAAGAUUGCGAUGGCGACGACGAAGGGCGACGAGGUCUAGGCGGCGACGAGGGUCUCCCGUGAUGGAAGGAAGCCGACCAACGGCGGCGGCGCUCGCGCUCGGUGGAGGUGGGGGACGGCCAAUGAUGGCGGCGCUCGCGCUGGGUGGAGGAGGGUAGACUGGCGCUCGCGAUGGGUGUGUGGAGACGGAAGCAAAUAGCAAUUGGGGGAAAAGAUAAGGAGCGGUCGGGUUUUUUUAUUUAUUAUUUAGUUAAUGACGUGGUGCUCCGAGUCAGCAAAUGUUGCUGACUCACUUAUGGGGAAAUUAGUUCACCGUCAUUUCUGACGGUAAAAACGUAACACGGGCGAAAUACGUCCGUAAAUUUGAAAAUUUGGCCAAAAGUGUAAUAUUCGAAAAUUGGGGCCAAAAUCGUCACUAACGCCAAAUUUUGGGCCAAAAUGGGUAUUAAGCCAAUUUGAUAUGACGAAAGCAUAUGACGGCAUUGAAUGAAACUUUAUAGAAAAG